Molecule: messenger RNA, 12212 nt
Organism: Caenorhabditis auriculariae
Lineage: Eukaryota; Metazoa; Nematoda; Chromadorea; Rhabditida; Rhabditidae
Source: the annotation of a GenBank genome assembly
AUGUUGGACGAGGGUCGGCCGCCGGACGCCUCGAUCAUUUCCGCCUUUUUUUCUUCUUCUGUUCCUUUCAGUUUGGUUAAGCUUAACAAGAAGCUUCCUCGUGUGACAGAACGGUUGUUUUUUUGUAUUAUUAAAAUCUUCCUUUUCAGGUUUAGUGUUGCCUUGUAGUAGAGAUUCAAUUGAUGAAAAUGCUAAUUUGUGGUAUUCACUUACUUUUGGUUUCCAGAAUCCUUAACCUUCUAGCAGAGAUGGUCAAUAUUUCUAUGCCAAUCAAGUGAAUUUUCUUUCUCUCAUCUUAAACCUUUUCCAACCAAAAACGAACAUUUUUCCUUGUCCCUUUUUACAGCCUUUUUGCGCUAUUUGAUCGGCUAUUAUGCACCAUUUUUUCUGCCUCUCCCUUUUUCCACUAUCCCUUGCGCCCCAGAAAAAAUGGAAGGCUCAGUAAAAGGACUUAUUUUCCUGCCUUUUUGCGGCCUUUUUUGAGCCUCUCCCUUUAAGCGGCCAUUAUCCACCAUUCCGACUGCCCGAGUAUCAAAAAGAAGGUAAUGAAUUUGAUUUUGCAAAAAUGCGAUCGGUUCAUCAAAACAUAUACUUAUUCAGUGAAUCACCUUGAUUUCAUAAUCUUCACCUGACAGUUCUGAAUAGUGAGAGGAAAUCCAAACUUCAUAUCUAUUGAUUUUCAAAGCUUCAAGACAUAAUAAUCGGAAAAUAGAUAACCGGGUCCCAUUCAAAGUUCCUCUCAUGUUCAGCAGAAUUUUUUUCCCGAGAAAAAAAAUCUCUGGCCGCUGUCCACUCCUUCGUACCACUCGGUAAAAGUGUUUGCACAAUCCGAGUUUACGCUACCUCUUUCUCUCCCCUCUCUUUCCUCAUUCGGCUCGAUUUCUUUCGACUUUCUUUGUUAUUAUGACGGGAGCAAGUAUCGACCGAAAUCGGUCACUUUACAAAGUCGGCCAUUUUUUCAAUAGUAAUCAUGAACUAUCUGCACUCGUUGGGGAGCCAAAAAAGCGGGUUAUAUUCAUUUCCAUUCACCUCGUUUUUUGUGUGCCAUCUUCCGAUUUGUCCCGGCUUAUUUGUGAUUGAAAUAUAUAAUUCUCAUAAAAUCUGUUGGAAACUAGAAUGAAACCCUGGUAGUCUCAAUCUGCACAGAUAUAGUUUUUUUUUAAAUAGAGGCUCACCGUUUAUAAGCAAAGUCAGAAAAACCCGUUACGGGCCCUUUAAGCGCCCGUUACAGGUGCAAAAAGUUUCCAUUUAUUGUUCCUAAACGGGUGGCAACGGUUCCCUUUUUAAUGCCUUUUUCUGUCCUUUCAUCGACCUUUAUCAACCUUUUUUUGGACCCUAUUAAAAAAAGAAAAGGAAAAACUUUUUUUAAUUGAGAAUAAUCUUUGCCAGUGACUUUGUGUGAACCAAAAAUGUGUUACAGUAAUAAAAAGGCGGCAAAACGGAACCCUUUUUGCGGCCGUUUUGCAGCGGCAGUUUUCAGGGCUUUUCGAAAAUUUGAAGCAAAUUUUCAAAUAAACAUCAGUUACUGUAUUAACAGUCGGAGCGUUUGGAUUUGUUAAAAAUUUUCAAAAAAAUUUCAGUCGAAAAUUCAGAAAAAGUAAAAGUCAUUUCUGGAAAGGGCAUUUAGAAUUUAAAAAAAUUUCUUUUUCUCAAUCUUUGGUCUCUUUGAACCAUCUGCUUUAUAACUAUAUGCUCUUAUCCUAAUAUAUAUAUAAUUUCAAUCGGCAAUUUUGUCAAAAAUGAUAGUGUAUAAGUCCGGUGAAAACUUUGUUCCAAAGUAUAAAUUAACUUCCACUUCCUUAUUAUCCGCCUACACUUUUCAGACACGCCCGGUUCAAUGAAAGCAGCCUUUUCUAUCUUCAUUUUCUUUUGAGAACUUGGAAACCUCACAAAAACCUUCUAUAUCAUCUACCGCUACCUAUCUCACCCGAAGAGAUUUUUCUAUCAAUUCAAGUUCAAAAUGACCUUUUUAUUUUUUUACUUCUGAUGGAAGAUACCCUGCCCUUCUGAACCGGAUAAACUCCGAGUAUUUCAGUAUCAAAGACCGAAAAGCUCCUUAUUUGACUUUCUCCCGUCCAUUUUCAACAGUCACUCUUCAUCUCGACAAAAGAUCCACUCGAAUCUCCUCACGGCUCGAUUUCUCAUCAAUUCCUUCCUUUUCAGCCAAGACUAUGCGAUAAUGAGCGAUCAGUUGGCCCAACUCGUGCGCGAUUGCGCCGCCCGAGUGCCCAACUUCCAGAUAGACGACGUCGUUCAGCGACAGUCGCGAUGGGAUAAUGUUCGUUUUUUAUUCGAAAGUUCUGUUUCAAAUUGAAAUAAUCUCAAGCUUACUUAGGAGCUUCCGAGUAGAGGGUCCCCUCUAGAGACCACUUUACCAACCCCUAUAGGGGCCAUCUAUAGUCUGUAGGGACCACCUUAAUUUUACUCCUAGAGGGACCACUUUUUCGGGCCCUAUAGGGGCUGUUUAUUAUUCUAACACCUAUGGGUACCACUCUGGAAUUCCUAAGUAAUGAAAAUAGGAAAACUAGUGAAAGUUUAACCUUCCGAACCAAAAAAACCUUUUUUUUUUGAGUUAUUUUUUCUUUUCCCAACUUUGAUCGCGUCCACAGGUUCCUCUUUCCAGGCCUCAUCGACAAUUCUCAGAAUGGCACCGGCCUUCUCGAUAAUCGCCUUCGUCUUCUGCAUAAUUCUCCUUGGCGCCAUCAUAUUCGCCCUUUUACGGCGAAGAAUUCCAUCGAGAAAGUACAGGUACUGUCUGAUAGUUAUGGAAGAAAAUGAGGUUCAUUCCUUUUUGCCGUUACUUCAGGACAUAUCUCGCUUCUGAAGCUUUCUCAAGAAUCUGGUAUAGUCUGUGUGCCACGACUUGAAAUUUCACGGAACGACAUUCCGCUGUUCCGCUGCGUGCGUUCGCGAAGCGUCUUUCGAAUCUAGGUCACGCUUUCGAUUGAUUGUUGUUGCUGAGGGAGCACAUGACUUUAAUAAAAGACAAGGUUCGCAAAGGCGCGCAGCGGAACCGCGGAAUGUCGUUUGGUGAAAUUCCAAGUCGUGGUAUAGUCUGCUUGAAGUUUCACGGAACGACAUUCCGCUGUUCCGCUGCGUGCGUUCGCGAAGCGUCUUUUGAAUCUAGGUCUCGCUUUCGAUUGAUUGUUGUUGCUGUGGGAGCACAUGACCUUAAUAAAAGACAAGGUUCGCAAAGGCGCGCAGCGGAACCGCGGAAUGUCGUUUGGUGAAAUUCCAAGUCGUGGUACAGUCUGCUUGAAGUUUCACGGAACGACAUUCCGCUGUGCGCCUUUGCGAAUCUUGGUCGCGCUUGGGCUCUCUACUUUCAUGUGCUACCACAGCAAUAACAAUCAAUUGGAAGCGUGACCUAGAUCCGAAAGACGCUUCGCGAACGCACGCAGCGGAACAGCGGAAUGUCGUUCCGUAAAAUUCCAAGUCUUGACACAGACUAUACACAGGCUAUACUUUUAUAGUUAAUCGAACUUUUCCAGUUUUGUGAUAUCUCGAACGGCGGCCGACAUCUUCUCAUCAGCUUUGAUCGCCUCGGCAACUCUGUUGGCCAACAAAUGGUCAGCUUCAUACGCUGUCAUGGCCUUGUUCUUGUACGUCGCCACGUUCGGUUUGGUUCAAUCCACGCUGUCUCAUUUGGCAAUCAUCGUUCUUCGGCAUGUGAGUUUUUAUGUGUGUUGUUAGUGUACUACUUUGUUAGUGUAACGGUUCGGUGGGCUUUUCUAGCCCCCAUGAGUUUUUUUUUUCCGAAGAUGGUGAUUUUUAAGCAUCCAGUGGAUUCAGUCUCAUUCAGAAGCUCUUAUGUGGUUCCCCUGACAACAUCUUCCGCUAGAAAGCCCACUAAAAAUUUCAGAUAAGUGUGACCCGUCCGUACGGUUUCCAGUCGAUGUGCAGCAUCAGACGGCUCUCCAUGGCGAUCGCCUUCACCUGGUGUAUCAGCAUUCUCUAUGCUGCCGCCUUUGCGCCCCUCGCCACAGCCAUUAUCGACCCGUCCAAGACUGAUAAUGGUACGGUUUCUUGGAACGUAUUCUUGGCGUUGUUUGAUGCGGAAAUUAAACUGUCACUUUUCCGAAAAUAUACUUGUGUGGUGGAAGAAUCGCAGAAAAAAGCUAUCAGGGCCUUUUAUUUUAUUUCCUUGACUAGUCUUGGGGGGGAGCAGCUUCAUCCUUUCACGAACCGUGAGCUCUUCAAGGCGCAACCGAUUGAACUAAGAACAGUAGACCGAGGAGAAGGACUGUAAGACUAUGCUUUCCACUUGAUCAACUACACGUUCGAACUUCUAGUUCGUUCCGAAGACGAUUAUUCAAAAAUGGAGGAGGGGGGAACAGAUUUAUUAUCUCCUGAGUUCUGAACUCUUCAAGGCGCAACCGAAUGAAAUAAGAACAGUAGACCGAGGAGAAGGACUGUAAGACCAUGCUUUCCACUUGAUCAACUACACGUUCGAACUUCUAGUUCGUUCCGAAGACGAUUAUUCAAAAAUGGAGGAGGGGGAACAGAUUUAUUAUCUCCUGAGUUCUGAACUCUUCAAGGCGCAACCGAAUGAAAUAAGAACAGUAGACCGAGGAGAAGGACUGUAAGACCAUGCUUGCAACUUGAUCAACUACACGUUCGAACUUCUAGUUCGUUCCGAAGACGAUUAUUCAAAAUGGAGGAGGGGGGGAACAGAUUUAUUAUCUCCUGAGUUCUGAACUCUUCAAGGCGCAACCGAAUGAAAUAAGAACAGUAGACCGAGGAGAAGGACUGUAAGACCAUGCUUGCAACUUGAUCAACUACACGUUCGAACUUCUAGUUCGUUCCGAAGACGAUUAUUCAAAGAUGGAGGAGGGGGGGAACAGAUUUAUUAUCUCCUGAGUUCUGAACUCUUCAAGGCGCAACCGAAUGAAAUAAGAACAGUAGACCGAGGAGAAGGACUGUAAGACCAUGCUUGCAACUUGAUCAACUACACGUUCGAACUUCUAGUUCGUUCCGAAGACGAUUAUUCAAAAAUGGAGGAGGGGGGAACAGAUUUAUUAUCUCCUGAGUUCUGAACUCUUCAAGGCGCAAACUGAAUGAAAUAAGAACAGUAGACCGAGGAGAAGGACUGUAAGACCAUGCUUGCAACUUGAUCAACUACACGUUCGAACUUCUAGUUCGUUCCGAAGACGAUUAUUCAAAAUGGAGGAGGGGGGGAACAGAUUUAUUAUCUCCUGAGUUCUGAACUCUUCAAGGCGCAACCGAAUGAAAUAAGAACAGUAGACCGAGGAGAAGGACUGUAAGACCAUGCUUUGCAACUUGAUCAACUACACGUUCGAACUUCUAGUUCGUUCCGAAGACGAUUAUUCAAAAUGGAGGAGGGGGGGGGGAACAGAUUUAUUAUCUCCUGAGUUCUGAACUCUUCAAGGCGCAACCGAAUGAAAUAAGAACAGUAGACCGAGGAGAAGGACUGUAAGACCAUGCUUUCCACUUGAUCAACUACACGUUCGAACUUCUAGUUCGUUCCGAAGACGAUUAUUCAAAAAUGGAGGAGGGGGGAACAGAUUUAUUAUCUCCUGAGUUCUGAACUCUUCAAGGCGCAACUGAAUGAAAUAAGAACAGUAGACCGAGGAGAAGGACUGUAAGACCAUGCUUUCCACUUGAUCAACUACACGUUCGAACUUCUAGUUCGUUCCGAAGACGAUUAUUCAAAAAUGGAGGAGGGGGGAACAGAUUUAUUAUCUCCUGAGUUCUGAACUCUUCAAGGCGCAACCGAAUGAAAUAAGAACAGUAGACCGAGGAGAAGGACUGUAAGACCAUGCUUGCAACUUGAUCAACUACACGUUCGAACUUCUAGUUCGUUCCGAAGACGAUUAUUCAAAAAUGGAGGAGGGGGGAACAGAUUUAUUAUCUCCUGAGUUCUGAACUCUUCAAGGCGCAACCGAAUGAAAUAAGAACAGUAGACCGAGGAGAAGGACUAAGACCAUGCUUGCAACUUGAUCAACUACACGUUCGAACUUCUAGUUCGUUCCGAAGACGAUUAUUCAAAAAUGGAGGAGGGGGGAACAGAUUUAUUAUCUCCUGAGUUCUGAACUCUUCAAGGCGCAACCGAAUGAAAUAAGAACAGUAGACCGAGGAGAAGGACUGUAAGACCAUGCUUGCAACUUGAUCAACUACACGUUCGAACUUCUAGUUCGUUCCGAAGACGAUUAUUCAAGAUGGAGGAGGGGGGAACAGAUUUAUUAUCUCCUGAGUUCUGAACUCUUCAAGGCGCAACCGAAUGAAAUAAGAACAGUAGACCGAGGAGAAGGACUGUAAGACCAUGCUUUCCACUUGAUCAACUACACGUUCGAACUUCUAGUUCGUUCCGAAGACGAUUAUUCAAAAUGGAGGAGGGGGGGGGGGGGAACAGAUUUAUUAUCUCCUGAGUUCUGAACUCUUCAAGGCGCAACCGAAUGAAAUAAGAACAGUAGACCGAGGAGAAGGACUGUAAGACCAUGCUUGCAACUUGAUCAACUACACGUUCGAACUUCUAGUUCGUUCCGAAGACGAUUAUUCAAAAAUGGAGGGGGGGAAACAGAUUUAUUAUCUCCUGAGUUCUGAACUCUUCAAGGCGCAACCGAAUGAAAUAAGAACAGUAGACCGAGGAGAAGGACUGUAAGACCAUGCUUGCAACUUGAUCAACUACACGUUCGAACUUCUAGUUCGUUCCGAAGACGAUUAUUCAAAAAUGGAGGAGAGGGGGGAAAAAGAUUUAUUAUCUCCUGAGUUCUGAACUCUUCAAGGCGCAACCGAAUGAAAUAAGAACAGUAGACCGAGGAGAAGGACUGUAAGACCAUGCUUGCAACUUGAUCAACUACACGUUCGAACUUCUAGUUCGUUCCGAAGACGAUUAUUCAAAAUGGAGGAGGGGGAAACAGAUUUAUUAUCUCCUGAGUUCUGAACUCUUCAAGGCGCAACCGAAUGAAAUAAGAACAGUAGACCGAGGAGAAGGACUGUAAGACCAUGCUUUCCACUUGAUCAACUACACGUUCGAACUUCUAGUUCGUUCCGAAGACGAUUAUUCAAAAUGGAGGAGAGGGGGGAAAGAUUUAUUAUCUCCUGAGUUCUGAACUCUUCAAGGCGCAACCGAAUGAAAUAAGAACAGUAGACCGAGGAGAAGGACUGUAAGACCAUGCUUGCAACUUGAUCAACUACACGUUCGAACUUCUAGUUCGUUCCGAAGACGAUUAUUCAAAAAUGGAGGAGAGGGGGGAACAGAUUUAUUAUCUCCUGAGUUCUGAACUCUUCAAGGCGCAACCGAAUGAAAUAAGAACAGUAGACCGAGGAGAAGGACUGUAAGACCAUGCUUUCCACUUGAUCAACUACACGUUCGAACUUCUAGUUCGUUCCGAAGACGAUUAUUCAAAAAUGGAGGAGAGGGGGAAAAGAUUUAUUAUCUCCUGAGUUCUGAACUCUUCAAGGCGCAACCGAAUGAAAUAAGAACAGUAGACCGAGGAGAAGGACUGUAAGACCAUGCUUGCAACUUGAUCAACUACACGUUCGAACUUCUAGUUCGUUCCGAAGACGAUUAUUCAAAAAUGGAGGAGAGGGGGGAACAGAUUUAUUAUCUCCUGAGUUCUGAACUCUUCAAGGCGCAACCGAAUGAAAUAAGAACAGUAGACCGAGGAGAAGGACUGUAAGACCAUGCUUUCCACUUGAUCAACUACACGUUCGAACUUCUAGUUCGUUCCGAAGACGAUUAUUCAAAAAUGGAGGAGGGGGGGAACAGAUUUAUUAUCUCCUGAGUUCUGAACUCUUCAAGGCGCAACCGAAUGAAAUAAGAACAGUAGACCGAGGAGAAGGACUGUAAGACCAUGCUUGCAACUUGAUCAACUACACGUUCGAACUUCUAGUUCGUUCCGAAGACGAUUAUUCAAAAAUGGAGGAGAGGGGGGAACAGAUUUAUUAUCUCCUGAGUUCUGAACUCUUCAAGGCGCAACCGAAUGAAAUAAGAACAGUAGACCGAGGAGAAGGACUGUAAGACCAUGCUUGCAACUUGAUCAACUACACGUUCGAACUUCUAGUUCGUUCCGAAGACGAUUAUUCAAAAUGGAGGAGAGGGGGGGAACAGAUUUAUUAUCUCCUGAGUUCUGAACUCUUCAAGGCGCAACCGAAUGAAAUAAGAACAGUAGACCGAGGAGAAGGACUGUAAGACCAUGCUUUCCACUUGAUCAACUACACGUUCGAACUUCUAGUUCGUUCCGAAGACGAUUAUUCAAAAUGGAGGAGGGGGGAACAGAUUUAUUAUCUCCUGAGUUCUGAACUCUUCAAGGCGCAACCGAAUGAAAUAAGAACAGUAGACCGAGGAGAAGGACUGUAAGACCAUGCUUGCAACUUGAUCAACUACACGUUCGAACUUCUAGUUCGUUCCGAAGACGAUUAUUCAAAAAUGGAGGAGGGGGGAACAGAUUUAUUAUCUCCUGAGUUCUGAACUCUUCAAGGCGCAACCGAAUGAAAUAAGAACAGUAGACCGAGGAGAAGGACUGUAAGACCAUGCUUUCCACUUGAUCAACUACACGUUCGAACUUCUAGUUCGUUCCGAAGACGAUUAUUCAAAAUGGAGGAGGGGGGGAACAGAUUUAUUAUCUCCUGAGUUCUGAACUCUUCAAGGCGCAACCGAAUGAAAUAAGAACAGUAGACCGAGGAGAAGGACUGUAAGACCAUGCUUGCAACUUGAUCAACUACACGUUCGAACUUCUAGUUCGUUCCGAAGACGAUUAUUCAAAAAUGGAGGAGGGGGGGAACAGAUUUAUUAUCUCCUGAGUUCUGAACUCUUCAAGGCGCAACCGAAUGAAAUAAGAACAGUAGACCGAGGAGAAGGACUGUAAGACCAUGCUUUCCACUUGAUCAACUACACGUUCGAACUUCUAGUUCGUUCCGAAGACGAUUAUUCAAAAAUGGAGGAGGGGGGAACAGAUUUAUUAUCUCCUGAGUUCUGAACUCUUCAAGGCGCAACCGAAUGAAAUAAGAACAGUAGACCGAGGAGAAGGACUGUAAGACCAUGCUUGCAACUUGAUCAACUACACGUUCGAACUUCUAGUUCGUUCCGAAGACGAUUAUUCAAAAAUGGAGGAGGGGGGGAACAGAUUUAUUAUCUCCUGAGUUCUGAACUCUUCAAGGCGCAACCGAAUGAAAUAAGAACAGUAGACCGAGGAGAAGGACUGUAAGACCAUGCUUUCCACUUGAUCAACUACACGUUCGAACUUCUAGUUCGUUCCGAAGACGAUUAUUCAAAAUGGAGGAGGGGGGAACAGAUUUAUUAUCUCCUGAGUUCUGAACUCUUCAAGGCGCAACCGAAUGAAAUAAGAACAGUAGACCGAGGAGAAGGACUGUAAGACCAUGCUUGCAACUUGAUCAACUACACGUUCGAACUUCUAGUUCGUUCCGAAGACGAUUAUUCAAAAAUGGAGGAGGGGGAACAGAUUUAUUAUCUCCUGAGUUCUGAACUCUUCAAGGCGCAACCGAAUUAAAUAAGAACAGUAGACCGAGGAGAAGGACUGUAAGACCAUGCUUGCAACUUGAUCAACUACACGUUCGAACUUCUAGUUCGUUCCGAAGACGAUUAUUCAAAAAUGGAGGAGGGGGGGGGGAACAGAUUUAUUAUCUCCUGAGUUCUGAACUCUUCAAGGCGCAACCGAAUGAAAUAAGAACAGUAGACCGAGGAGAAGGACUGUAAGACCAUGCUUGCAACUUGAUCAACUACACGUUCGAACUUCUAGUUCGUUCCGAAGACGAUUAUUCAAAAAUGGAGGAGGGGGGGAACAGAUUUAUUAUCUCCUGAGUUCUGAACUCUUCAAGGCGCAACCGAAUGAAAUAAGAACAGUAGACCGAGGAGAAGGACUGUAAGACCAUGCUUUCCACUUGAUCAACUACACGUUUGGACUUUUAGUUUGCCGAAGGCCACCCAGUCGAUUACAUCUAUGAGAAAAACAAAAAAAAAUCGAUUUUUUUAAAAAGAAGCUCAUAUCUCCCUUCAUACUGCCCACAAGCUUACACCAUUUCCAUUUUCUAUCUUUCAGUAUGUUCCUACUCCAACUGCCAACGGCCACUGAUCAUCACCGCAAUCUGCAUCAUAGCCAUCUCCAUGUCAACCGUUGUUGUGUGCUACGGCUUCGUCGUGGCCAAACUCCGGCAGAUCUCCUACAGUGAAAGGUUGCCAUUCUUAAAAUAAAUUUUUCCAAGUCUGGUUAACCACCGUGAACAUAGGGAAAAUGAUCAAAAAUUCAAAAUUUGGCCAGAAAAAAUUCUACACCUCCAGAAAGGCACAACUUUCCUAAACGGGUUAGGGAAGCUCUUUGGGGGGCAGAAAAAGUGGUUCCUAUUUGGGGUAAAAUCAAGGUGGUCCCUAUAGGGGUUCAGGGUCUGACCCAUUAGCCCCUAAAGCUUAAGUGGUCCCUAUGGGGAUCUUCCAAUUUCAUUUAGAAAAUUUUUUUUUAAUUUUUUCAUGCUUCUUUCCAUGCCAUCCUAGCUGCAGUGGCCCCUAUAGAGCUUGCUGAAGUAGUUCUUAGAGGGAACCCUUCAAGAGUCCGUAAGGUUGCCUCUAUAGGGACCACUCUGGAGAUCCUAAGGUGGUUCUGUUGUUGUUUUCCCUUCUGAUAUCUACUACUUUAAAAAUUUAAAGAACUGCCCGAAGUUCUAAUCCUUCAAGGACCUACAAAUCUAAAAAAAAGCACACCUCCUUCAAAUCUUUCAAACUUCAGAAUGCACAACGAGCCAAAUGUGACCCGUCGAAAAUUGUUCAAAUUCCUGGGCUACGGUGGCCACGUGGCACUGUACCUUUUCAUCACGGCUUUGGUACUUUCCGGCGCCAUCAUCAUCGCCCAUAACUUGUUCAUCUACAACAACGUCCGCGCCAUGGUUCAGCGCAAUUGCGACGUUCUCGAUGUGGGUUUUUUUCAAUAUUUAUUUCAUCCUAUAUACUCAAAAUUUUGAAUUUAAUAGUUCUAUCCGUUUUUAUCACAUUUCUGAAACAUUUCCAUUCUAAUCUUUUACCUCUAAUUUUUCCAGUACAUCGACACGAUAAUCCGACUGGAAACUUUGGCGGGCGGCGCCGUUCUUCUUUGGACCGUCCGCAUCAUUUUCGACGUCGUCAUCGUUUUCGCCACAGAAUAUCCUCAACUGGUCCCUUGGCUCGUCGUCGACAACCUCGAGCCCUUGAGAAAUAACCAAGUGAGUUUUUUUUCCAGUUUAAGCUGAUUUUUUACUUUUUCAAAAUACUUGCAAAAUUUUUAGUGGCCACUAAAAGGUUUUGAAGUUUUAGUGGCCACUGGUCAGUAGACAAAUUAGUGGCCACUUAAGGGGUUAAAAUUAGUGGCCACUAUAGAGGUCUCAGUGCUACUACAAGACCACAAAAAUUUUUAGUGGCCACUUAAGGGGUCAAUGGAUCAACAUGUCCUUUCCAAGUAGUCCUUGGCGAGCCUUUUUUUUUUUAAAUUUUCCCAGUAUAGCUGAUUUACGGCUAAAUUCGGACGCUAAGAGGCGUGGCCUGUCUGUGCCCUCCACCAACCCCACAAUGUCUCCUGUUUUAUCGUGUCAGGACCCAUUUUUCGGCCAAGCUAGCCAUGAAUCAGCUGUAGAAGCUCCGAAAUUUUGGAACUUGAUUCAAAAUUUUGCUUGAUAGACUCAAAAUUUUCUGUAUCACAAUAAUAAAGAUACGCGAAAAAGUCUCUAAUCUUCAAUUUUUUUAAAAAUUUCUUGAUUAUAAAAAAAUUUCAAAGAAAAACUGGAGAAAAGUCCUUUUUUUUCCAGUAAGUAAAAAUUGACCUACCUAAGAGCCUUGGAUUUUUUUCCAAAAAAAGACCAAAAAAAGAGAUUUAAAAAAACCUAUUACUUUUUCAAAAACAAAAAAAUUAUAAUUUAACGGAAAAAAAUUGUUUCAACAGAAACAAAAAUAUCAAUAUUCUCAGUCAGAAAAACCCUAAAAUACCUAAUAAUUGUUAUAACUUCGAGGAAAUUCUUUUUAAGACACGUUUAAAAAAAUGAGAUUUUUUUAUCAGCUGAAAAUACGAUUUUUUUCAAGAAACGAAUGGGAUAAGCUCUUAAAAAUUAGAUAUAUAUUCCAGAACAGAAAAAGUCUAAUUUUUUUGAAAAAAACCAGUAAUUUUCAGAUAAUGCCGGUCCGACACGGGUUAACCUGGCAGAAAGGCUGCGUCAACUGCCCCGUUUUCAGCAUCGAGAAUCGACUUCACCGUUAUGAUAUGAAAAACUGA